AUGUCAUGGUUCGAGACACUUGCGGCCAAAACUGAAAAUUUAUUAAACAAAGUUGACCAGGUUGCUGGCCAGGCAUUGCAGAACACACCAGACAAGAACAACUCAUCAGACGAAUCUCAAUGGAAGAGAUCGCUUGGGGCAACUGAUGGUUCGUUAGUAACAACGGAACUCAAUGUCUACAAACCUCCUGUUUCUAAAAGAUCAGAAAAAGUUACAAACACUUCUAAAACUCCUAAAAAUAACUGUCCAGAAGAUCCUGAUCACAAGCUAUUUGAAUUUCUCAAUAGCUCACCUCCAUUGCCACCAACAUCGUCCUUAUCAAACAAACUAACAGCUUCCAAGAAUUCUUACAGCAAUUUGCUGAAAUUUACAAAUGAUAACACUGAUAAAACACAAGAAUUAAAAGAAUUUGAAAACGAUAAGCAAGAUGAUCGUGGGUCAGCCCCAGCUGAAGAAACAACAUCAACAGCGAAAAGUGUGGUGUACAAACAAGAUGGUACCAAUAAUGACAAUGAGGUGCUACCCAAUCCAUCUGCCAUUGAAUUUGAAAAUCAGUUGCUUAAAAGUGAAAUUAAUUCCUUAAACAUAGAAAUGCAAUCGAUAUUAACUCGUGCACAGAACAAUCAAGAAGAUCGAGAUAGAACUAUUAAAAAGAUGGAGUUGCAGAACCAGCAGAUGAUUAAGAAGGAGCAAAUUAUUCGAGAACUGCAGGAACGAGAAUCAGACUUGACGAAAGCACUUGAUGCAAAGGACACACAGUUGAGUGUUUUGAGGGUGAGACUGGAAGAAGCAGAUGCUUCUCUUAAAUUGAAAAACAAAAAAAUUCAAGAUAUCCAAGUGGAGAAAGAAAAUUUGUUGCAGGACCACAGCUUAUCAACAGGAGUGCAGACACAUGCCUUGGAUACAUUGCAAGAUAAGUUGAAAGAAGCAGAACUGAUGGUCAGGCAGGAGGCCGAUCGCUAUUCCACACUUCUGAACGAAAGUCAAGAGAAGAUAAGAAAGUUGGAAUCAGACAGGGAUAAUUUAACGUGUGAGACAAGUAAUCUGCAAAGAACGCUGGCCAGGGAAAAAGAGUACUUAUCAGUUUUUGUUUCUACAAAAAAUUAUUUAGCCUCUGUAGUUGAUAUGAUGAACCAAGUAAGAGCGGCGAAAACUUUAGCAGAAACUGCAAAACAAGAACUUUCUCAGUACAAGGACAAGGCUACUCGCAUUUUGCAGAGUAAAGACAGAUUAAUAGCCACUCUGAAGGAAGGUCAAUUUGAGAAGGUAGAUGGCAGUGGUGCAAGCGAGCCAAGCAUACAAGCUACUGAACUGGAAAGUUUGAAACAAGAACGAGAUGUCUUGAGAGAUGAUUACAAUUCGUGUCAUUUGGCUUUGCAAAAUUUGAGAACUGAAUUCAUGGAGGUGGAAAGUCAGAUGCAGCAGGAAAUAGAUUCAUUGAAGGAGCAGAUGAGGAUGAUGGAGGAACAACUUGAUGGAGAGAGGAAGAGGAGGGAAGAUGUUGAGACUGAUGUGAACAAGUACAAACAGGUAGUUGUGUGGUUAAUUGCUUGA
This is a messenger RNA of Helobdella robusta, 1554 nucleotides long. RefSeq lists its product as hypothetical. The transcript is spliced from 9 exons. Lineage: Eukaryota; Metazoa; Annelida; Clitellata; Rhynchobdellida; Glossiphoniidae. Bases 1 to 1554 code for a protein of 517 amino acids. Gene Ontology annotation, cellular component: Golgi cisterna; Golgi membrane. Gene Ontology annotation, biological process: retrograde transport, vesicle recycling within Golgi; Golgi organization. The record is from RefSeq and is a predicted model, not a curated record.